This is a messenger RNA of Mus caroli (Ryukyu mouse), 3303 nucleotides long. The record is from RefSeq and is a predicted model, not a curated record. Lineage: Eukaryota; Metazoa; Chordata; Mammalia; Rodentia; Muridae.
CCCCCUCCUCCGUCUCACGUGAACACCCGCGGGGGGCCGGGACCGCAGCUGCAGCCCCCAUGGGAGACCAGGCAGACUGGAUGUCGCAGCUGUGCCCUCAGCUGUGGGAUGUCCCCCUGCACCACCUGUCCAUCCCAGGGAGCCACGACACGAUGACAUACUGCCUGAACCGUAAGUCUCGGAUCUCCCGUGCAAGUUCGUGGCUACUGCACCUGUUGGGCCGGGUCGUGCCAUUCAUCACCGGACCCGUGGUGAUGAAAUGGUCGGUCACACAGACCCUGGACGUGACGCAGCAGCUGGAUGCGGGUGUGCGGUACCUGGACCUGCGGAUCGCGCAUGCGCCAGAGGGCUCUACACGGAACCUGUGCUUUGUGCACAUGAUGUACACAAAGGCGCUGGUGGAGGACACCUUCACUGAGAUAGCUGAGUGGCUGCAAUCACACCCCCGCGAGGUGGUCAUCUUGGCCUGCAGGAACUUCCAGGGGAUGACAUGUGAGCUGCAUGACUACCUCGUGGGCUGCAUCGUGAACAUUUUUGGAGACAUGCUGUGUCCCAGUGGGGAAGUCCCCACACUGAGGCAGCUGUGGGCACGAGAGCAGCAGGUUAUCGUGUCCUACGAGGAUGAGGCCACAGUCAGUCGCUACGAUCAGCUGUGGCCCGCGAUCCCAUACUGGUGGGGGAAUGCAGUGAAGACUGAUGUGCUGCUGCGGUUCCUGGAGACCAUGAAGGGCCAAGGCCGCCCAGAUGGUCUGUUCGUUGCUGGCAUCAACAUCACUGAGAACCUGUGCUACAUCCUCCUGCACCCAGUGGACUCCCUGGAGGAGAUGACACGCCGCAGCCUCCCCCUCAUGACUGAGUGGGUGUGUGCACAGCAGCCAGGGCAGAGCCCUCACUGCACCAACAUCAUCGCAGGCGACUUCGUGGAUGCAGAUGGCUUCGUGAGUAAGGUCAUCAGCCUGAACCGCAAACUGCUGUCUCCCUAACUGCCACACCCCCAAGACGGGGGUCACCACUUCGGAGAACUUCGUGCAGCCUAGAGACCUUCAGACCCAGCAGGCCAGGGACCCAGAACGUUCUGCUGUCAUGAUGCUGUUGCAGAACACACGGUGGCCACGUAUGUGUCACUUCUGUUCGUAUCACCAGGUGCUCAGGCCUCCAUUGAUGAACGGAUUUUGAACUAACGCACAUAUGCGGAUGUUUUUGUGGUCUCUGGCAGCCCAGGCUAGACCCAGGCCUUGGAAACAGUCUCUGCUCCCAAGGGAAGCUCCAACCCCAGCCACUGAGCACAAGCACCUUUUCCCUUGUAACAGGGACUCUUCCCAGUCACCUAUACAAAGCCAGGCCGGUGAGGGGGACACAGGACAUAUCCUGCUUUAAUAAGUUACUGUCAGUCAAUGUGGGAGGGCAGAAGGGGCGUCAAUGGGGAACAGUUUCCUGAACCGGCCAUAGGCAGCCUGGGUGAUGACGACGGUCACGUGGGCUGCAUCACCCUCCGGCAGCUCCUGCACCUGCUGCACCACCGCCUCCUUAUAGAGCCAGCUGCAGGGACACGCAAAGAUCACCACCAGGCAUGCUGGGAGGUGUCAGGGCAUGCUGAGAGAUGGUACAGGCACGGGUGGGCACCCCCACACGGCUCACCCAAGUUGGGGUCCCCCAAGGCGCACAUGCAUUGUGAGGACCUGCCUGCCUGUGGCACGCAGCACUGACGCCUCCAGAGCGGCCUUCAGCUCGUCUAGCCCGCGCCCUGAGAUUGCAGACACGGCCAGGGCUCCAGAGCAUGGUGGAGUGUACCUGCAGGGGUGGGGGACUUAGGGGAUCACAUGUGGGGUUGGCCAGGAGGGCGGUGUGGGCCACCACCCUGCCCAUCGCACCACACUCACCCCGGUACCAGGUCCACCUUGCUGUGAACCUCCAACGCUGACUCCAGCAGUGCAGGAGGCAGAUGCAGGCCCCGCAGUGUGGACAGGACCGUGGCCUUCUGCAGCUCUGCAUCAGGGUGGCUCACAUCAGUCACAUGCACCAGGACGUCCUGUAUGGGGCGUGGUUGGGGAUAGGAGCAAGAUCAGGCAUCAAGAAGGAGUGCGGUCUAGGGGUGUGGCCAGAGGACAGAAGUGGUCUGCAGACAGAAACUGCCGGGGUAUCAUGUCAUACCCAGGCCUACAAGGAGAGUGACCUGACACUCACAGAGGACCGCACAGAGGACAGGCUCCAACCAUCGGGUCCGGGACACCCACCGAGUAAGCCACGUCCUCCAGCGUGGCAGAGAACGCAUGGAUCAGGCUGUGCGGCAGCUGGGACAGGAAGCCAAUAGUGUCCACGUACAAGAUGCGCAGGCGCGAGGGCAGCAACCCCGCGUGUACGGUGACAUCAAGAGUUGCGAACGGCUGGUCCCGCGGCUGCAAAGCAGACUCACCCGUCAGAGCCUGGAUGAGUGUGGUCUUCCCUGGGAGGGAGCAGGUGAGAACGUGGCACUGUCAGCCCCAGCACUUGCCAUGCCUACACUGGUGCACCCCGGCCUCCCAUGUGGGCCCCUCCCUCCUCACCACAGUUGGUGUAUCCCACCACUGACACCACAGGGAACUCGCGCCGCACCCGCUCCUUCCGCAUCAGCCUCCGCUUAUCCCGCAGCCUCUCAAGGACACGACGGAGCCGCAGCUCCCGGUCCCUGAGUGCGCGGGCACGCAGCUCCGUGGGUGACUCCCCUGGGAGGACAAGAGACUCGGUAUGGGGGCGGGGGAAGGUGAACUGUGGCCCUGUGCAGAACUUCAGGGUCUUCUGUGGGGCAUGAACAUCACAUUCUUGGGGGAAUCCCGCCUGACCUUGCCCCAGACAGGAAACGCAUGAGCAGAUUCUCCCAUGGGGGAAUCACACCAGUCGUUCACAGAAAGACAUACAGGGUCAGCCUGCCUGUCACACAUCCACGAAGCAGUUGGCUCUGAGCAGAUUCUUGUGUAGGUCAAUGUAUAGCAUCCCCAGCCUUGAGCAGGCUGACUCAGACCUGUUAUUCUGACACUGUGAAUGAGACCACCUAGGGUGGAGUCUUCCGGACCUAGAUAGGUCGAUUCUGUCACCUGUGCUGCUCUUCUCCAAGAUGCUAAUAACCCGAGAGGCUGAACCUGUCUUCCUGAGAUAUUCCUGGGAUAGCUGACAAUCUGUUGAAUUAGCGACCUAAUGCUAGCAGCUCUAGCAGACUAAGUGCUAACAACUUGGCAACAAAGCAUCAAGAAGUCUGGGUGGCAGGGAAAUGGGCUUUCCCCCUUUAUAAGCACAGACUCUUAGUAAACACUGGGCCAUGAUCAGAAA